Podarcis muralis (Common wall lizard) is the source of this 4276-nucleotide messenger RNA. NCBI's taxonomy places the organism in Eukaryota, Metazoa, Chordata, Lepidosauria, Squamata, Lacertidae. The record is from RefSeq and is a predicted model, not a curated record.
CAUUUUUUUUUUAGAAAAAAAGCAAUAAUAAAAAUAAACUUUUCAUCGGAAAAAUGUUGGAGGGUAUGCUUCUAUAGGAUGGUCUUAUUUAAAUUUAACUUUCAUAUAUUAAAAGCUGGAGAGCAUGUGCAAUUGUGCCUUUCGUUAGAAACAAAAUCAGUCCAAAUACCUAAGAGUUAAAUAGAUAAAGUACUUUCUCCUAGAGAGACAAAAGAAUGGGGGGGGGGGAGGAAAGAGUGUUGUUCCUGUAUCUUCCUGAUCUUUCUUACUCUCUGUGUCUCUCUCUCUCUCUGUUGUAGAGAUGGGAGGAGAGCUGGCUCUUGCGUUCCUGCAGGGAGAAAAAAUAGGUGACAGCACUGUGUAUAAUAUCAUAGAGGAGACGUCCCUGCCCUGCUCCUUUUCCCCACCCUGAUGAAGGAGGUCGUGAGCUUGUGUGCUUUCCCCAAAGGGUCCAGGGCAAAGUUUCCUUGAGGCCUACAACCUGUGGGAACGGGCAGACCUCAGGGAUGAGUCUACAGGAACAUACACGGAAAACCCACGCUGGAGAAGAGGAUGGUCUCUUUGACCCUGCAGCGCUUAAAAAACGAGGGCAAGCUCUUGAACUUUGGCCAAAUGCAAGAGGAGCAAGUCUCUUUCUUCUCCCAUCAGGUGAGGGGAGCGCAACUGAGAGUAUAGAUCAUCCACAGCAAGCCUCUGAACAAGGGGAACUCUGUGCAGCUGAGAGAAUCCCUGAAGGGAAUGUUUCCAAAACUCCAGAAGCUGUUGAAAGUCCCCAAGGACCGAGGAGGCAACAGGAAAACUGUUUGGAGAAGAGCAGAGGUAAAACUUGGCAAAGUGAAAUCAGAGACCACGAGGGAAGCCGUGAAGGUCAGGGGCAAGAGACACUGACUGAAUUGGGGAACAGCUCAGGCAAAAGCCAAGAAGAGAAGAUAUACCAGUGCUUAUACUGUGGGAAAUCCUUCAACGCACACUUCAAACUUGUUAGACAUCACAGAAUCCACACGGGAGAGAAACCAUACAAGUGCUUGGAUUGCGGCAAGAGUUUUGAUCAGAAAGGAAACCUUAUUGCUCACGCGAGGAUCCACACAGGAGAAAAGCCAUAUGUGUGCUCCGAAUGUGGGAAAAGCUUCAGCCACAAAAGCAGUCUUGUUUUGCAUGUGAGAAUCCACACCGGGGAGAAACCCUACAAAUGCCCUGAUUGUGGGAAAUGCUUCAGCCGUUUAGGGUCCCUGAAAGAGCAUGAGAAGACUCACACAGGAGAAAGACCAUACGCCUGCUUAGACUGUGGGAGGAGCUUCAGGAAAAUAUCUGAGCUCACAACCCACCACAGGUUCCAUACGGGAGAGAAGCCGUACAAAUGCUUGGGCUGUGAGAGAUCCUUCAGCACGAGCUCCAAUCUCAUUGCCCAUCAGAGGACCCACACAGGAGAGAAACCUUAUAAAUGCUCAGAUUGCGGGAAAAGGUUCAGCCAGGCUGGGAACCUUAAAGAACACGAGAGAACCCACACUGGAGAGAAGCCAUAUAAAUGCCCAAACUGUGGGAAAAGCUUCAGGCAAAUAUCUUACUUUAUUAAGCACCACCAAACCCACCUUGCAGAUGAGGGGAUGCAUGUGGAAGAGAAACCAUAUAAAUGCUCUGAUUGUGGGAAAGGUUUUGGUGAGAAAGCGAGCCUCGGCAGACACCAGAGAAUCCACACUGGAGAGAAGCCCUUUAAAUGCUCGGACUGUGGGAAAAGCUUCUGCCUGAAAUCAAAUCUUGUUGUCCACUUGAGAAUCCACACCGGUGAGAAGCCAUAUAAAUGCUCUGAGUGUGGGAAGAGCUUCAACCAGACAUCAAGUCUUCAUAAUCACGAGAGAACCCACAAAGGGGAGGAACCAUAUAAAUGUUUAGAGUGUGGGAAAAGCUUCAACAGACCUUCGCAACUUAAGGCACACGAGAGAAUCCACACUGGAGAAAAACCAUACCGGUGUUCACUGUGUGGGAAAGGCUUUAUUUACAACCACCACCUUGUGAGACACCAGAGAAAUCACACAGGAGAGAAACCGUAUAAAUGCCCAGGUUCUGGGAAAGAAUUCAGCCUCAGAUCGACCCUUAUUAAACAUCAAAGAAUCCACAAUUAAAAAAUACGUAAGGCGGGCUUUGAGCCUACUAAACAGUUGAGAAUCCAUUAAGGUGUUGGCCUUGAAAGUGGGCCUGAGGGGUGUCAGGUUGGGGCUGUUCAACCUGUAUGGCAACAUCGCACUCUGGUCAAAGGACUGGACCAGAAAGGCAUUUACUCGGAUGACACUUCUUAUGCUCUGAAUAAAUUGGUCAGAUAGAUAAAGGUGGGCUGGGGCAAGCCUUUAAUUCUGUGGUGCAUGAAGAUAUUUUAAUUAUUUUAAGGUUUUUCGUUUGGCUCUUUGAACAAUAUUCAUCCUUUUGGAUGCACUUGGAUCCUUUUAAAAAAAAGUGUUAUUCAUAUUGUGUAUUAAGUAAACUCGAAAAUUAUUCUAAUGUAUUGAUGGAAAUUGCUGUGGCCUGGCCCUAGGCUAAUGUGUAAAGUCAGUGAAAUGAACUUUGAGCAUAGGAAAUUGCCUUUUACUGAGGCCUUUUCAUUCUCCUUUAUUUAUUCAUCUUCUUACAUUUGUAGACUGCUUUUCCCCCAUAGCCUUUGGCAAGGUGGCAGUUUAGGAUGGGGGUGGGGGGUGGGGGGAGUCCAGUAAGUGGGGAAUAUGAUAAAGGUUUAUAAACUUGUGCAUGAUGUGAAGAAAGUAGUUGGAGAGAAAUUCUUCUCCCUUUGUUGUGAUACUAUUGUGUGCUAUUCAUUCGCCACUGAAAUGAAAGUACAGCAACUUUCCCUCAUGUAUCCCUUGCUACUCUUUCCCUGCUUUCCUGAUCCCCUUUCUUCUCCUCUGUCCUACAUUCUCAGUGUUUAGUUUGUAAGCUCCUCGGGGCACAGAUCUUUACUCCUCCUCCCUGCCCUGCCCGUGACACAUAUGCACAUACCCUGCUUACAUUGCUCUGUAAAGUGCUUUGCAUAGAAGGGGCAGAGCAUCUCUUUUGCACACAGAAGGUCCCAGGUUCAGUCCCUGUGUCAGACGUGAGCCAGCAGUAAAUCACACUUUGCAAGUUGGAGUUAACUCUUUAUUAGCAAAAACACAAUCUGCACAGGAGUGUCAGGCCCAAUGGGCAUAUUAAUUCAUCUCUGGUUGGUCUAGCCUCCAUGAAGUAGUUGCUGAGAUUGAAGGUCCCCACCUCCCCACAGCUGCUGUCAGGAUGCUGUCAGCGGCUCCUGGCCGGUUGCCCAGGAAAGUAUAAAGACAAGGGAAAGUUUCUUAACGUCCUUUUUUAUUUCAAUCCUUACAGAGAGAGGCUAUAGAACCCAGCCUCUGUGAUAAUGGCAUUGUCCCGAGCGAAUCUGCCCCCCCCAGUCUCUCCCACAUUCUCAUUUGUCAUUCUCAUUGUCUCCUCUACAGGUGCCACUAAGUGCCCUCUGCCUUUGAGCUCUUUGCUCUCCUACUUUUAAGGCUCGCCAGGUUCUGGGAGAUGGCGGGUCUGGAAUGCUUUCUAAUGACAUGUUGGCUGGGUGUUGUUCCAGCUAUCCCAUGAUUUCCCCGCUUUCCCCCUCAUCUGCCUCUGAGCUGCUACCUCCCUCAAACCCCCUGUUGUAAAUCUGUACUGUCUUCCUCUUCCUCCUCCCUGGAAGGGUCAGGAUGGGGACGCAGUCUCCACCACUCCUCCUCUGCCCAGUCCCCUGACAGCUGCCUAAGUUCCCUCCUCUCCAGGGUUUUUAUACAAGCAAUAGGAGACUGAGUCUGCACGUUACCAACCUUUUCAUGCCUCUUCUGGUUCUGGGAGACAAGGGGGUUAGGGCAGGAGACCCCCUUGGGGGGGUGAGGCUGUUAAGAUAUUCCGUUCCACCCUAAGAGGAACAGGCUGUUGUGUGUCACAUGUCUGUUUACACUCCAACAGCACAGCUUGCUGUGAACUUCUGUUUUGUGUAUAGAUUUUUGCUUAAGCUGUUUGCUUGGACACGAAGGGGAACAGACAUGUUUUUCCUUUGUCCUGAUGCUGAAUAAAAUGCCUGUAAAUACGCUUUACACAGCCUCUAAUCUGCUCUUCUGUUGCGAAGAGUUCUUAUCUCUGCUGGCUUGCAUGCUCAGCUUCUGAGGGUUUCUGAAGCUUGAGUCGCAGUUACAUGCUGUUCCAAGGACCGGAGUUCUCCCGGCUGCCGGCCGGUGGGCUGGAGCCAGCUGGGGGCCUGCCAAUUGCCCCCGUUCCCUUGGACGCUGUUAAG